Symbiodinium sp. CCMP2456 is the source of this 597-nucleotide messenger RNA. The record is from the annotation of a GenBank genome assembly. NCBI's taxonomy places the organism in Eukaryota, Dinophyceae, Suessiales, Symbiodiniaceae.
AUGAAGCCGCAGGCGAGAGCCCACGGACUGAGCGUGAUUCUGGAUGUCCACGCGUACCCUGGUGGCGCUUCUCAUGGUACCUACAACGGAGUCUGGCCGUUGAAAUGUGCCUUCUGGACGGAGAAGUCACGGAUUGGAAGCACGAGUCUGACGCAGAUCGGGCUCUGGAUCGUCGAUAAAAUGGUGCACUGGAUCGAGAAUAUGGACCUGGAGGCGCAAGGCACGAUUGCCGGGGUCACCCUCAUGAACGAGCCCGGUCACAUGAACCGCUGGAAGCAAUUUGCUCCUGACCAGGCCAUCCUGUCCUGGCUGGGAGAAGCAUCAGCGAGAUUUCUUAGCUCACGCCUUCCUGUGGGACUUAAGCUCUACGUGAGCUUGGUCGAGACAGCUUUCCAGGACUUCAAUGGCUUAGCAGUGCCCUGGUACCAGGAGGCUUUCACGUUGGAGGAGCGAAGAACUCGGGUCGUGGCAGAUGUGCACUACUACAUGGCUUGGAACCAUGGCAACUGCGAUGGGCGCAGUGAUGGACUUGGAGCCUACAACUGCGGCGCCGACCCUGCCAAAUAUGCAGGCACGCUGAUAUGUGGAGAGGUUUGA